Messenger RNA from Aspergillus clavatus NRRL 1, 1533 nucleotides. RefSeq names its product putative iron-regulated transporter. NCBI's taxonomy places the organism in Eukaryota, Fungi, Ascomycota, Eurotiomycetes, Eurotiales, Aspergillaceae. Gene Ontology annotation, molecular function: iron ion transmembrane transporter activity. The coding region runs from base 1 to 1533 and encodes 510 amino acids. The transcript is spliced from 6 exons. Gene Ontology annotation, cellular component: membrane. Gene Ontology annotation, biological process: iron ion transmembrane transport. The record is from RefSeq and is a predicted model, not a curated record.
AUGGCGUUGUACCCUCCUCCCGGUGCUCGCGAUGAGAACGCCAUGGACGCGACGGAGCCUCUUCUGCAGAGAUCUGACUCUCCAGAGCAACUGCAACCUCAUACGCGAAGCAGCAAACACGUAUUGGCUCGCUUAUAUGUCUCUCACUUCCUGUCAACAUGGAACUCGCGCAUGUUCGAAUUCGGAGCCAUCCUGUUCCUCGCUUCAAUAUUCCAAGAUACCCUGUUAUAUGCCUCUGUCUAUGCACUAGCCCGUUCUCUGUCGGCCGUGGUGUUGUCUUCCUGGCUGGGUUCGCGGAUGGAUCAUUCCGAUCGCUUGGUUACAAUUCGUCGCUCAAUCAUCUGGCAGAGACUUCCCGUAGUGUUGUCUUGCGCAUGUUUCGUGGUUCUUCUGGUACCCUCGCUGAUGGGAAACAAGUUUGUCACCUGGGGUCUAUUUGCUGCGGUGCUUCUGCUGGCUUGUGUGGAGAAAUUGGCUGCUAUAGCAAACACGGUGGCUGUUGAGAGAGACUGGGCUAUUAUUGUCUCGGAUAGUCUGGCAAUACAGAGGCAGGAUUUAAAUGCAUCGAUGCGACAGAUUGAUCUCUUCUGCAAGCUCCUGGCUCCUUUGAUGGUCUCUCUCAUAGACAGUCUAUCCACAAGUAUAGCAGUAUGGCUUGUCUUGGCCGUGAAUAUACUUUGUGUCUUUGUUGAAUACGUUGCCAUCGCUCAGGUGUAUGAGGCGAUUCCUGAGCUCCGACGAGUUCAGCGGGGCCUAGCCACGAAUGACGGCGAGAACGGCGAGGAUGACUUCCAGCCUACUUCCAGAGCAGUCCAACGGAGCGUGGUCAAUAGGGCUGCACGCCUACUCAACCAUGUUGCUGCUCCCUGGAGAGAAUACAUAGCCAGCCCGGUCUUCCUGGCCUCCUUUUCACUGAGCCUGCUGUAUUUGACCGUACUUUCCUUUGGUCCAACCAUGGUUACUUUUCUAUUACACACCGAAUACACAUCUCUGCAGGUCAGCUGUAUGAGGGUUGGCUCGGUGAUUGCAGAACUGUCUGGCACAUGGGUAGCACCAUUUGUCAUGGACAAGGUCGGGCCGAUCCGAUCAGGGCUGUGGUUUCUCAAUUGGCAAUUCACCUGUUUGUCUGCUGUCGCAGCGGCGUUUGCCCUCACUGACGCUACGUCUCGACUGGUUCUGGUGGGCCUGAUAGUCGGGGUUGCUCUUAGCCGGGUUGGUCUUUGGGGAUUCCAUUUGUCCGCCCAAUUUCUCAUUCAAGAGGGCGUCGAAGAAGAGACGCGUGGGCAGUUUUCCUCCACUGAGAUGGCUGUGCAGAACAUCUUCGAGAUGUUGUCCUUUGCAACCACGAUUGCCUUCCCGCUUCCAGAGCAGUUCAAGUACCCAGUCUUCAUCAGCUAUGGUGCCAUUGCAACGGCUGCCAUAUGCUUUGCGGCAUACGUUAGAAAGGAGAGAGGGCAUUUGCUGCAUAUGACCAGAUGUCUUGGUGGUGAUAAAGUACCAAGUCCAAGUCAGGGUCUUCCUGGGGAUUUUUAA